CUUGGAAGCGCUGCUCAAACACUGGACUUCCCUCACAUCGUGGGUGAAGGCAUUCAAUUGAAUGAGAUAUCGAGUUAUGCCAACAGUUUGGGCGAUAAAGCCAUCGGAUAUAUACGGACUGAACAACAGAAGGACAACAACAAGGGUUUAACAGUUGUCUCUCAAUUCUACCAAGAUUGUAUCGAUGCAUUCACACCUAUUGCACGAUGGUUGUUGGGCGAGUUGCAAAACACUCAAGAACCUAUAUUGCAGCUUGUUGUGACCUCAACUGUGAUGGGCCAAUUUUAUGAUCUUACCAUCAUGAUCGAGCGUUUGUCUGAACUGCGGGCCGUUAAGCCCCUGUCGGUCACCGGCAAUGAGCACAACCUUAUCAACCGAUUAAAUGCAUUGGAGAGUCGAGUGUUGGCCGCCGUUCAGUCCGCACAGGCUAGAGGUCCGAGAGGUUUACGCACUAAUCCAGUUAUGAAGGGUUAUUACGAUAAGACCAAUGCUUUUUUAAGCGCUGAGUUCCCCAAACUGAAUGCUGCAAUCGGUAACUUACCCUCAGCUGCACUCAGACAGCAAACCAUUCAACAACUGAUCAUCGAUUUGACACACUUUGCAGAAAUGCCCUUUAUGCUUUAAUUAUAAAUAGAUUGAAUAACAGA
Messenger RNA from Medioppia subpectinata, 647 nucleotides. NCBI's taxonomy places the organism in Eukaryota, Metazoa, Arthropoda, Arachnida, Sarcoptiformes, Oppiidae. The record is from the annotation of a GenBank genome assembly.